This is a messenger RNA of Scleropages formosus (Asian bonytongue), 1837 nucleotides long. It is a transcript of the gene gkap1, whose product is annotated as G kinase anchoring protein 1. NCBI's taxonomy places the organism in Eukaryota, Metazoa, Chordata, Actinopteri, Osteoglossiformes, Osteoglossidae. The transcript has 14 exons. The record is from RefSeq and is a predicted model, not a curated record. Bases 345 to 1460 code for a protein of 371 amino acids. Gene Ontology annotation, cellular component: Golgi apparatus. Gene Ontology annotation, biological process: signal transduction.
GCUCUUUCCAGUGCCUUUGGACUCGAAUUUCAUGUUAAUUAUGACGUCUGUUUACGGUUUCGUGUUUUGCUAAACUAUCUCACGGAGUUUCUGGUUCACCGGUUCUUUUUUUCCGCGAUGUGUCUCCAGUUUCACAUUUUGAGAAACGCAACUACGAGCUCACAAACAGUCGCUCUUUACAGUUACUCCAUUUCGGACAUUUCUAUCGCCGUGCCGAAAACUUCCCCUUCCUCGCUCAACAGCCGUGUUCGUUUUCCGAAGUGACGGGAGGCAGCAGAGGGAGGGCGCGCAGACAGCCUCGCGAACAGUUUAGGAGCUCAUCGACAAUAUUUUAAGGUACCCAGAUGGCAUCUGCGGUGAUCUCCGUACCCACUACGGCCUCACGUUUUGCGCUACUGCAGGUGGACAGUGACUCAGACUCAGAAAGUGGGAAAAACAAGGGGAGUCAGGACUCGGGCAAGGCCCGAGCUAGGAAGGGCUCAGGGGGCAAGUCCAGCCAAAACAGUGACAAGAAGAAAGACAAACGGAAGAAGAAGAAGGAGCAACAGCAGAGUGAGGCCAAUGAGCUGAGAAAUCUAGCUUUCAAGAAACUUCCCCAGAAAUCAUCUGUGCCUCAAGCAGCUCUGACGCUACAGAGUGUGGCCAACGAGUUGCUGAACCCCUCAGCUGGGGAACAGGCAGUUCCCCAGGAAUGCUGGCAGCAGUGGAAACGGAGAGAUGAGCAGUUAACAAAUGAACUGUAUGAGGCAGACCUGGAAAAGGCCUUAAUUCUGAGCAAAUUGGAGUAUGAAGAGCACAAACAGGAUUAUGAAAACACUGAAACUACCUCACCUAAAUCCAGAGGAGGUGGCAAGAAGGAUAGAAGAAAGAAUCACCAGGGGAAAGAAAAGCGUCUUACUGUGUCUCUGAAGGACUUCCAGACAGAGGGAAACAUUGAUCAUCAUAAGAAACAUGAAAAAGAGGACAUCAGAACUAUUAAUCCACUGUCCCAUGAUAGUAGAUUUUUUGACAAAUUGGAAGAUGAUGUCAGCAAAAUUGUACUAAGGGAGAAACGACGGGAGCAAUUCAGCAACAGUGGUAGUACAGAAGCCACCACAUCUGUAGAAUAUGAGCCUGAUGUAAGAGCGGAACAGCUAAAAUAUGAACUUGAGAAGAAAGACUUGGAAAUUGAAAAGUUAAAGAAGGUUAUAUCCCAGUGGGAGGCGAAGUACAAAGAAGUAAAGGCAAGAAAUGCCCAACUAUUAAAGAUGCUUCAGCAAGGAGAGAUGAAAGACAAAGCAGAGAUUCUUCUGCAAGUUGAAGAGCUACUGAACAUAAAAGAGGAACUGUCUUCACAGGUUACAUUAUUGCAUGCUUCCCUUGAGCAAGAGAAGUCAAAAGUGAAGGGUCUGCAGUCUGACCAGCCAAAACACCACCAGGGAAACAGGAAGGGUAAAAAGAACUCAGAAUCAGAUCUAUGAAGGUGUGCAUAGAAUAUACCAUUCAUGGCAAAGCUGCUGCUCUUCAGGAAAAUUAAUGUUACUAUGUUAAAAGUUAACACUGACACGUGUGCCACACACUAAGACAGAAGAACAAAGGCGUGAUAAGUCAUUCAAUCGGCCUUACCCUCCAUUGGUGCGAGACUGUCCAGAACCUGUCCACUGACUUUGACUCUGUAACUUUGAGUAUUCUUUUUCGUUCCAUUUUAAAGCUCAUCUAAUUUAAUUAUUUUCCAUUAGGAAUUAAUGUCUUUUUUCUGCAUUGUUGGUCAGUGAGUGCUGUUCUGGACUAAAUCCUUUUGAAGGACUUCUCAGUUUGGUAUUGACCUUUCUUCAGUAAUAAUAAAAGAAAAAUUUGG